Molecule: messenger RNA, 1755 nt
Organism: Microtus ochrogaster (prairie vole)
Lineage: Eukaryota; Metazoa; Chordata; Mammalia; Rodentia; Cricetidae
Product: interleukin 3 receptor subunit alpha
Exons: 13
Coding region: 1-1755 (584 amino acids)
Biological process (GO): cytokine-mediated signaling pathway
Cellular component (GO): external side of plasma membrane; membrane
Molecular function (GO): cytokine receptor activity; protein binding
Source: RefSeq, a predicted model, not a curated record
AUGACCGCUGAGUGCUGCGCUGAGUCCUCCCCGGUGCUGUGCUGUGCCUCUAGUGACGUCACCCGCCCCGCCCCCAAACCCGGAAGUUGCUCAAUCAACGCCCGCGGGUUCCCCGUCCGCGGUCGCCGCGCAGAGCAGGGAGCGGAGCGACGAGAUCUCGCGAGAGUUCGCGACUCCCGUGACCCCGCCCGUGACCCCGGCCCCGAAGCCUCCGCGGUCAGGUCCGAUCCGGUCCGGUCCGAUCCGGUCAUGGCCGCCUUGCUGCGGCUGCUGCUCCUGCUCGCCCUGGCGCCCCGGGCUUGCGCGCUGACGUCACGGCCGGGCCCCGCCCUCUUCCAGAACCUCCGCAUGGAGCCGGACCUGCUGCGCCUGUCCUGGGACGGAUACGUCACUUCCGGUCCCCGUGAUGUCGCCUGCCAGAAGGGGGCGGAGACGCCCGUGUGGGCCCCUGCCAACCGCUCCUACUGCACCUUCCUGUCGCUGUCGCGGUGUCACGUGACCGAGUUCUCCGUCUUCCGCCUCCGCGACCAAAGCGCCACGACCGCCCGGAUCCGGUUCCCAGAGUCAGACCCCGACCGCGCCAUGGCCGCCACCAACCUGAGCUGCUGGGUGCACGACAUGGACGUGAUGACGUGUCGCUGGGGGCGGGGCCCCGCGGCGGCCGAGGACGCGCAGUACCGGAUGUUCUGGCGGGGGGCCACGCAGGGCCGUGACCGGGACCGCGAGUGCGCGCACUAUGACCUCGUCGACCCCCGGGGGUCGCGGCUGGGCUGCCGGGUGGGCGGGGCCUCGGGCCUGCCGGGUCACGUGACCGCGACGGUGACCGGAGGGGGCGGGGCCUCCUGCACGGACGCCUCGGUGCUGCUGGAGCGCGCGGUCUUCGCACUCGGAGCCCGAGAUCGAGAAGACGUCCGAGAGUCACUUCCGGGUCACGAUCCCCGGCUCCGCCCACUUCCGGGUCAGGGCGAGGCCGAGGUCGUUGCCGCGGUUCAGCGACUGGAGCCCCGCGGUGCGGCUGGACUGCGACCCUGGGACCGGGAACCAUGUGACUGUCAUGGCCGCCGCCCUGGCCGCGCUGGGGGCGGGGCUGACGGUGCUGGCAAUGCUGGUGCUGUGCCGGAGGCCCCUGAGGGCGAAGCUGUUUCCUGCGAUCCCGCGGGCGAAGGACCUGGGGCGCGGGGAGGAGACGCCUCUGCGGAAGUCGCGGGACGCUGUCGGCGUUGGCGCCGGGUGAUGACGUCGCGGAGGGGCGGCAGCCAGACAAGGAAGCGGAGUCGCGCGUCGCGCUCCUAUGACGCAGGCGCCGAAGCCCCGCCAGGCGCCUGGCAGCUGCGGUCUACCCGCAGUGACGUCACCGCGCUCCGCGACGGCUCCCUGCUCCUCGCCUCGGCGCGGGCGGAUGACGCGGACGCUAUUUACGCUGAGGGCGACGCCGGGCGCCGCGCUGGUUCUGCCCUGCGCCGCCGCCGCCCUGGCUUGGGAGAUUCCGGGCGGACGGUGGCUGUGUCGCGGGGAGAACGCGUCAUCAGGCGGCGACGCCGCGGUGGACGGGACGGGGAGGGAAGCCUGGCGCUGAGGCCGCGGCUGAGGGGCGGGGACUCCGGGCGCUUCCGGUGCGUCGCUGUCAAUCAGGCCGAAAGCGACGCCUUCAGCCGUGUUGGUCGUGGGGGAGGGGGUCGGGCGCGGAGGUCGGGGCGCACGGGGAUGACGUCACCGGAGGCGACGGCGGGCGCCGGAAGCGGGAACCGGAAGUGA